Penicillium waksmanii is the source of this 1413-nucleotide messenger RNA. RefSeq lists its product as uncharacterized. Lineage: Eukaryota; Fungi; Ascomycota; Eurotiomycetes; Eurotiales; Aspergillaceae. Gene Ontology annotation, molecular function: oxidoreductase activity; FAD binding. The transcript has a single exon. The record is from RefSeq and is a predicted model, not a curated record. Bases 1 to 1413 code for a protein of 470 amino acids.
AUGAAGGCCACAGGCUCGUUUGCAACUUGUCUCCUAGCGUCAGUGGGGAGGAACUCCAGUGGAGUGGCCUUCCCGGGUCAGCCUAACUACGCCGCCCUUGUCUCUCCGUAUAACCUCGACCUUCUCACAACUCCGGCCGCCAUCGUCUUUCCUCAAAAUGCAGCACAGGUUGCGGCAGCCGUCAAGUGCGCUGUCAACGCGGGCAUUAAGAUCCAAGCAAAGAGUGGAGGACACAAUUACGGCAAUUUUGGAUCGUCGACCGGGGAGCUUUCAGUGAACCUCGAAAACCUCCAGGACUUCAGCAUGGACCGCACUACCUGGAUGGCUAAAUUCGGACCUGGAAACCGCCUCGGUCAAGUUACAGAGCUUAUGUUUAACAACGGAGGACGACAAGCACCGCACGGAGAGACAUUCGAUGUCGGACUGGGUGGACACGCCACCGUGGGAGGCGCCGGGGCUGCAUCACGCCAGCUGGGACUUCUCGUGGACUUUGUGGAAGAGGUGGAGGUGGUCCUCGCGAAUUCAUCGAUCGUUCGAGCAUCGAAAUCGGAGAACGAAGAUCUUUUCUUUGCCGUCCGCGGCGCUGGCUCCAGCGUCGGCAUCGUGACCGACUUCACCAUCCGCACUGUACCCGCGCCGCCGGUGACUGUUGACUAUACCUAUGUGUGGGCAAAGCAAAAUGUCUCAUCGCAGGUGAAAAUAUUCCAGAGCUGGCAAAAGCUCCUCGCUGGCGGCACUCUACCACGUGAGAUGUCAUACGGAUUGACCGUCACGGCUAGUAGUAUGGUGCUGUCGGGGGUAUACUUCGGUAGCGAGGACGAGUUUGCGACGCUCAACCUCACUAGCCACUUUACAACGCCUCCACAAGUGAGCGAAACAAAAGUCUACACCAGCUUCUUAGAGGCGUCCAAGGCGUUGGACGGGGCAGUCAGCGCCGCUGGCAUCGCUUCUCCGUCGCACUUUUACGCCAAGUCCCUUGUCUUCACUCAGAAGACUCAGAUCCCUGAAGCGACCGCCCAGCGUGUUUUCAACUAUUUGGCCAACACAAAGAAUGGAACAGACUUGUAUGCCCUCAACUUCGACGGCCUUGGCGGGGCAGUGAGCGAUUUCUCUCCAUCGGAGGCGGCCUAUCCUCACCGCGACACGCUUUACUUUAUGUUCUCCUUUGCUCGUACCAGUAGUAAUCUCACUGAUACGACGAUCCGCUUCCUGGACCAAUUAAGCGAAGUUCUGACGAGCGGCAAUCCCAAGGCAUAUUACGGACAGUAUGCUGGAAAUGUGGAUCCACGGGAGACGAACGAGAAGGCCCUGGCCGGGUACUAUGGCCAAAACCUGGAUCGACUCAAGCAUAUCAAGAGGGCAGUGGACCCGAACGAUGUUUUCCACAACCAGCAGAGUGUCCCUGUGUCUUGA